Molecule: messenger RNA, 1776 nt
Organism: Closterium sp. NIES-65
Lineage: Eukaryota; Viridiplantae; Streptophyta; Zygnematophyceae; Desmidiales; Closteriaceae
Source: the annotation of a GenBank genome assembly
AUGCCCCAUGCGUGCCUCCCCAUGUGUGCCUCCCCAUGCGUGCCUCCCCAUGCGUGCCUCCCCAUGCGUGCCUCCCCAUGCGUGCCUCCCCAUGCGUGCCUCCCCAUGCGUGCCUCCCCAUGCGUGCCUCCCCAUGCGUGCCUCCCCAUGCGUGCCUCCCCAUGCGUGCCUCCCCAUGCGUGCCUCCCCAUGCGUGCCUCCCCAUGCAUACCUCCCCCCCCUCAGGUGCAGCGCAUGAUAGCCAAGGCAGAGAGCAGCUACAGGGCGAGGCGAGCAGCACAGCUGCCAGAGGGGCUGCUGGAUGGGGGCGGCAGAGAGGGGAGCAGGGAGGUUCCGGUGCCGCUGCCGCUCAUACGCAUUCGCGUGGACUACUCGGGCUUCUCCACCAUCAACUCGCAGCGCUUUGGGCAACAGUUUGUGGGCAAGGUGGCGAACCCUCACGACAUGCUCAUGUUCUUCAAGGCGCCCACCAGGAAGCCCUCCACCACCGUUGUGGAGGUGGGCGAGGAGAGGGUGGUGCAGCCGGACGAGCUCAAUCAGAGCAACAUCGAGCAGCUGCUCAGGGAUAGCAACGUGGUGCUGUCGCUGGGGGGGCUGGCGGAGGCGCUGCAUGGGUUUGUGGGCCGCGAUGAGAAGCACGCCUUCUCCUCCUUCCUAUCCUCCUCGCUCUCCGACACCCAGUCAGCCCUCUCCGACACCCAGGUCAGUCAGCCCUCUCCGACACCCAGGUCAGUCAGCCCUCUCCGACACCCAGGUCAGUCAGCCCUCUCCGACACCCAGUCAGCCCUCUCCGACACCCAGGUCAGUCAGCCCUCUCCGACACCCAGGUCAGUCAGCCCUCUCCGACACCCAGGUCAGUCAGCCCUCUCCGACACCCAGGCGUGGCUGGUGAAGGAGCAGGAAGGGGCGGGUUUGAGGGACGAUGAGGACAUCUUGCGACUCGUGGAGCAGUGCGUGCUGCAGGCCAUGGAGAAGCGCGGUGGUGCGGCGGCGCCUGGCGAUGGCGCUGGCGAUGCAGGAGCAGCGCAGCCGAUGCCCGAUCAUGUGAGCCUGCCUCUGCUCACCCAUGUGCGUCCCUGCCUCUGCUGCCGUGUGUGCAGGCCAGCAGCAGCAGCCACGCCAGCAGGUGGGAGGGCAGCAGCGAGUGUGGGCAGCACCAAGGUGGCGAUGGAGGAGGAGGAGAUCGAGGACGACGACCUGCCUGCUCAAAACGGUCAGGGCAUGAUGGCAGCGCCACGUGGGGCUGGUGGCAUGGCUUCAGCACGUGGUGUGGACGAUGAGGACGUGGAGGAAGUGGGCCUGGGCUCCAGGGCAUCAGCAGCGCGAGCAGCCUCCCAGCGGCGCUCCGCCACUGCUGCCUCCCCCAUGAGUCAGCGGGAGGGGCGGGGAAGGGGACGGGGCAGAGGGGCAGCAGCUGCAGCAGCAGGGGGUGUAGGGAGGGGAAGGGGGAGGGGAAGAGCAGUGGUUGGUGGGUGGAGCAGUUUGGGUGUGUCAGGCGUUGGUACAGCAGGAGUGAGCAUGCAGAGUGACGGGGAGGAGAGUGAUGAGGAGGAGCAUGUGAGGCGUGGUGGCAUAGAGGAGGAGGAUGAUGAGGAGGAGGAGGAAGAGGAAGACGAAGAGGACGAGGAGGAGCAGAGGGCACGGGCAAAGCGAGCGAGAAGGGGUGUGGGAGGAGUCACGGGUGGCUUCAGCUUCACACCCUCGCAAGUGAGUGUGGAGGAUGCACCGUCAGCGUGGCAGCAGGUAUGGAAGAGCAAGGCAGUGAAGCCGAUAUGA